Molecule: messenger RNA, 2549 nt
Organism: Panicum virgatum (switchgrass)
Lineage: Eukaryota; Viridiplantae; Streptophyta; Magnoliopsida; Poales; Poaceae
Product: probable amino-acid acetyltransferase NAGS2, chloroplastic
Exons: 10
Coding region: 100-1875 (591 amino acids)
Biological process (GO): L-arginine biosynthetic process
Cellular component (GO): cytoplasm
Molecular function (GO): L-glutamate N-acetyltransferase activity, acting on acetyl-CoA as donor
Source: RefSeq, a predicted model, not a curated record
UUCCACCCAUUCCCAAAACAAGGUCUCGUCGCGGCAAAACCACACGACCUUUUCCCUCUCCGACCGACCCCCUACUUCCCUAGGGUUCGAAGCUUCUACAUGGUCACGUGGGCACCCGGGGGGCGCCUCGCAGGCGAGGUCUUGCGGCCCGCCGCCCGGGCCGCCGCAAAUGGAUUCCUCUCUGGGAGACUGCGGCGGGUAGCAGUUACCCGCCGCUGGCGGGGGACCGGCGUCCGGUGCUGCGCGGUUGGUAACUCCGGCUCGGGCGGCGCCGCCGCCGCUGUGGACCCCGGGGAGGAGUUUGUAGGGUUCUUCCGGGAGGCGUGGCCAUACAUCCGGGGCCACCGCGGGAGCACCUUCGUGGUCGUCAUCUCCAGCGAGGUGGUGUCCGGGCCACAUUUCGACCGUGUUCUGCAGGAUAUCUCACUUCUCCAUGGUCUGGGGAUCAAAUUUGUUCUUGUUCCAGGAACACAUGUUCAAAUUGAUAAGUUGCUGUCAGAAAGAGGGAAGAAGGCCAAGUAUGUUGGUCAGUACAGAAUUACUGAUUCUGAUUCAUUAGAAGCUGCAAUGGAGGCAGCUGGUAGAAUACGGUUGACAAUAGAAGCAAAACUUUCUCCGGGUCCUCCAAUGUUAAAUCUCCGUAGACAUGGUGUUAUUGGACGCUGGCAUGGUCUUGUGGAUAACGUUGCAAGUGGCAACUUCCUUGGUGCUAAGAGAAGAGGGGUGGUUAAUGGUAUUGACUACGGAUUCACUGGUGAAGUUAAGAAAAUAGAUGUUUCGCGGAUAAGAGAGAGGCUUGACAGCGAUAGCAUAGUUGUUGUCAGUAACAUGGGGUACUCGAGUUCGGGGGAAGUGUUAAAUUGCAACACCUACGAGGUUGCUACUGCAUGUGCGUUAGCAAUGGAGGCAGAUAAACUUGUGUGCAUUGUAGAUGGUCAAAUAUUUGAUGAGCAUGGACGAGUUAUUCAUUUCAUGUCUAUUAAAGAAGCUGAUUUGUUGAUUAGAAAGCGUGCUAAGCAAAGUGAUAUUGCUGCAAAUUAUGUCAAGGUUGUGGAUGAGGAGGGUAUCAAUUCUCUACACAAGGGGGUAUAUAAACCAUCAAUGAGUGUUAGGGCUCUUGUAAACGGGUAUGCUGCUUCUUUUCAAAACGGUUUGGGCUUUAAUAAUGGGAAUGGUAUUUAUUCUGGUGAGCAAGGGUUUGCUAUUGGUGGUGAAGAGCGGUUAAGCAGAUCAAAUGGUUAUCUUUCUGAGUUGGCUGCAGCAGCAUAUGUAUGCCACGGUGGUGUUCAAAGAGUUCAUAUCAUAGAUGGAACUGUAGAUGGAUCACUGCUAUUAGAAUUGUUUACAAGAGAUGGUGCAGGAACAAUGAUAGCUAGGGAUGUUUAUGAAGGAACAAGGAUGGCUACAGCUGAAGAUCUUCCUGGCAUAAGGAAAAUUAUCCAACCACUGGAGGAUUCUGGCAUUUUGGUUCGGAGAACAGAUACAGAGCUUCUUGAAGCAUUGAACUCGUUUUAUGUUGUUGAAAGAGAUGGUUCAAUCAUUGCUUGUGCUGCUCUGUUUCUGUUUCCUGAGGAAAAAUCUGGUGAGGUUGCUGCAAUUGCUGUAUCUGAAGAAUGCAGAGGAAGAGGUCAGGGGGACAAGUUACUUGAUUACGUCGAGAAGAUGGCGUUAUCGCUUGGUCUUGAGAAAUUAUUCUUGCUUACUACCCGGACUGCAGACUGGUUUGUGCGGCGUGGCUUCUCUGAGUGCUCCAUAAAUUAUAUUCCUGAGCAGAGGAGAAAACGUAUCAAUUUGUCACGUGGAUCCAAGUAUUACAUAAAGCAGCUCCAGCCAAAGCAUGGUGGUGUUACAACGAACAACUUUGCCAUCAGGUGACACAGUAUUCAUGUGACAUGGUGCAACUUGAGAAGAUGUCGGCAAUGAUUAUAUUAAUUUUGCUCCUUGCCGAAAGAAAAACUCGGCCGGGUGGGGAAAGACCGCCCCACCGGUAUUAUCUAAGAGAAGACUCGGCUUCCCCGACCGAGAAAAUCCCCGAACCCUGGCCCCGCCCUGACACUGGGAGACGUAACCCCUGGGGACUACCUGCCUGGGCCAUGUAAGGGUCCUCAGGCCGACCUGGGGCCGGCUCACAACCAAUGCUUUGGCACACAGGGCCAGCGAGGGGAUUUUUUUACCCUCAGCCUAAAAUUCGCUCCCACGGGGAGUCGAACUCAGGACCCGAGGGGUGCCGCCGGAGUGACUAACCAACUGAGCUAGCAUCCUUUGGCUUGCCGAAAGCACAAUUUCAAACAGAAACAGGACAACUUUUACUGACAGUGAUUUUAAGCGAUAGUUAUCUUCACAUUUGCAUGUGUAAUUGAAAUCUGUUUUGACCACAGAAAUGAGGCAGAGAACAAAUAGCUGAUUGAAUUCUGUGUAUACCUUGUUAACAAGCAAUGUUACAAUACUACCAGAUAGAGGUAAGAGGUAUGCAGUCAGAAUUAACUACCUUUUGUUGCUUUUUGUAAAAACUAGCUAAAUAACGGGUGCAUCAUAUAGCUGUGAAAAUA